Messenger RNA from Epinephelus fuscoguttatus (brown-marbled grouper), 1895 nucleotides. It is a transcript of the gene cdk5r2b, whose product is annotated as cyclin-dependent kinase 5, regulatory subunit 2b (p39). The coding region runs from base 337 to 1224 and encodes 295 amino acids. Gene Ontology annotation, molecular function: protein kinase binding; cyclin-dependent protein serine/threonine kinase activator activity. The record is from RefSeq and is a predicted model, not a curated record. Lineage: Eukaryota; Metazoa; Chordata; Actinopteri; Perciformes; Serranidae. Gene Ontology annotation, cellular component: protein kinase 5 complex; cytoplasm. Gene Ontology annotation, biological process: brain development; positive regulation of cyclin-dependent protein serine/threonine kinase activity; activation of protein kinase activity. The transcript has a single exon.
AGUCACAGGCUGCACUUGCUGGUUCGUUUAAACCAAUGACUUAACGCAGUGGCUACUAAGCUUCGUUUAUGCUUCAGCCAUAGGAUUGUGUCGCAGCGUGUCCCUGCUGAGGAGCGGACAGAGCAUCUGUUGGAAUACAAGUUGACUCUGACAAAAACAACAGCAGCAUCCUCGCACCCUGCCUCCCAUCCCAGCAGCCAUCACACGGAGCAAAUAAACGCGUAAAUGGAGUUUCGAUCGUUGUCGUGACUGUUCUCCAUCCGCCUCUCACCCUGCAGAAGACUGCGUUGAAGUUGCAGCAGCAUCCAUAGCACCGCGGCUCUCUCCUUUGCAGACAUGGGUACCGUCCUGUCUAUAUCCCCGGCGAGCAAGAAGGCAUCGAUUAUGGACUCUGAGGUCGCAGGAGAUGGGCUCAAAAACGACAAGAGCCUCAAGCGGCACUCGAUGUUCGUCUCUCUGUCCUGGAAGAAGCUGGUGGCCAAUUCGGCCAAGAAGAGUGCCAAAAAAGUGACCCCGAACCCGAUGCCCGCCCGCGAGCUCCCAUCCAGCCAGGUGGCGCAGCUCAACAGCGAAAACAUCAGGAAGACGCACCAGACCGAGGAGAAGAAACCCAAAGCGCCGAUCCCGGUCCCGGUGCCCACGGUGCCCACGCAGAACAACGAUGCUGUCGUCCAAAACGGGAGGCUUUCCACGGUCCAGAAGCAGCCCAGCAGCCUGUCUCUGGUGUCACCCAGGCGGAUAGUUAUUCAAGCUUCCACCGGGGAGCUGCUGCGCUGUUUGGGGGACUUCAUGUGCCGCAGGUGUUUUAAACUGAAGGAGCUCAACAGCGGAGAGGUGAUCCUCUGGUUCCGCAACAUCGAUCGGACUCUUUUGCUCCAGGGCUGGCAGGACCAAGGCUUCAUCACGCCGGCUAACGUGGUGUUCGUGUACCUGCUGUGCGAGGACACGAUAGAGGACAGCAUCAGCAGCCCGGCCGAGCUGCAGGGCACCUUUCAGACUUGCCUCUACCUCGCCUACUCCUACAUGGGCAACGAGAUCUCCUACCCGCUCAAGCCGUUCAUGAUCGAAGCGAACAAGGACGUGUUCUGGGAGACGUCGCUCCGGAUCAUCAACAGGCUGAGUGCCAAAAUGCUGCAGCUGAAUGCAGACCCGCACUUUUUCACCGAGGUCUUCCAGGACCUCAAAAACCAACGAGACACAAGCGAGACAAACCUGGACCGCUGACAGACUAACAAGACACUGGUGUUUGUUUUUUUGAGAAGAUGAAUGUGUUUUGCAGAAUCACACAGAGGUGGUUUUGAAUGUAAAAGGCCAUCGUUGAAGGCUUCUCACGUCUGGGCUGAAUAUCUCUCUCUCUAAUGAUGUUACACAACUUCGGUAUGGUGUUUAGGCUACAGUGUAGGAGAUUUCAUAAAUGCAUGCCAAUGAUAAUAUUGUCCUCUUUUGUCUUGUCCCUCUUGAGUGACGUGGGGGUUGAUUCCGUGGUAGAGAUCUCACACCCUAUAAGUGACGCUCAAAUCCCCGUUUCAUUCAUGAUUAGCCUACUUUCCGGGUAAGUGAGUGGAUGUCGCAGUGAGACGCAGGUUCCAGGGACCAGAAUAGAUCUGUGUUUGUAAGAAAGUCGAGAGGCGGAGCUGUCCGAGGUGCUGACCUGUGCAGCCAUUUCUACCCCCGCUCCCUGCUACUUACAGUCACCUCGCCACAACAGAGCCAUGCGUGGCUUAAAGAGGACCAGAAUCAGCCUGGUACACUUUCAGCACAUAAGCCUAAGCCUUGUAAGUAGAGGUGUACAGUAUAUUGUGCUUUUUUAGAUUCCCCACCAGCUGAUAGGUAAGCUGUUAGACAUGCAACAGAUAACAGGAGCAUGUUCUUAACUGUAGAUAUUGCUCUAUGGG